This is a messenger RNA of Owenia fusiformis, 1474 nucleotides long. The record is from the annotation of a GenBank genome assembly. Lineage: Eukaryota; Metazoa; Annelida; Polychaeta; Sabellida; Oweniidae.
CUUUUCGUUCAGUAAAUUCGAUUACGCAUGCGCAUUACACACUUCCGCUAAUUUUAAAAUUUUGAACGUGAAAGUUUUAAUCGAUGUUUUCCAAUUUAGCUGACAAUCACGGUUUGACAGAACCAAUGACGCUAGGGUCUCCUGUAUCCAGCCCCCAGGGACAUGCUGCACAUACUCCCUCUACACCUCAGAUACAGCAUGGUCAGCCUUACCUACCAGGGUAUCUAUUAGGAGACCCACAGCCAUCUGCAUCUCCAAGACUAUGGUCAUCAUCCAGUGGGGGAAGUCCAAACACCAGCAAAAUCAACCUAAAUCGUAGUGGAUCUUGGACAUCACCCAAUCAUGCAGGGUCACAUACACCAAUGGGAUCACAUACACCUAGAACGGAGACAAGACAGAGGGAUCUUCUUGGACAUAGAACAAAAGAUAAGGUCGGGGCCCCACCAGUGCAAGGUUUGUGGGAACAAACAGCCCCUCCCACACAGAGUCCGUACCCUGGGCCCCCUGGGGCAACUCAGCUUGAAACAUCUGGAAUAUCCCGAUCUAUGCUCAAUACCCCUGGCCAGUCUACCCAACAGGCCCAUGGUAAUGAGAGUAUUUUUAGUCCCAAUCAGAGUCAUAGUUUUAUUCAGCAGUCUGUGGCAUCAUCUCCACCCCAAGUAGAUCCCUUUUACACACAGGGAGAGGCAAUAUCUCCAGAUGAAAUAUUAGAUGAAACAUGGGUGACCAUAUAUGGCUUUCCACCAGCAGCGACAUCUUUUGUUAUGCAGCAAUUUUCCCAGUAUGGCAAUAUAUUGAAACAUGUGGUAGCCACUGAAGGCAACUGGAUGCAUCUACACUACCAGUCAAAAAUACAAGCUAAGAAAGCACUGAGCAAAAACGGGAAAAUAUUUGGCAAUAGUAUUAUGGUGGGGGUGUCUCCAUGUAUUGAUAAGAGCAUAAUGGAGGCUGUCCCAGCAUCCUCAGUAAACACAUCACAGCUCAGUCAUCUUAACACGUCACAGUUUCCUGGUGGCCACACCCCACACUUAGCUGACAUGAGCUGCGACCAAAGUAUGAGACCAACACCAAUAAGACCACUCACUGCGGCAUAUAGAGCUGCCAGUAGUGAACAUGAGGUCGUACAGAAUGGUAGCACGCCACGUAAAAGCUCAAACAUUGUAUCUAAGGCAAUGGAAUACAUGUUUGGUUGGUGAACAAAGAACAAAAUAGUACAAGGCAUUUCAUACAGUGUCCUUUGAACAUGAGAAUUUUAUACUUCACAGGAAAGUGAUAUUAUGUUAUGUUUUAACCAAUCAAUGAAAUUAAAUAUGAAUCAUUGAUUAAAGCUAGAGUCGCAGACUUAAUGCCAAUGAAGGAUUGAAAAGGAUAUUUCUAGAACCUCUGACGACAGAGAAGACAAUAGCUCCUCAGAUCAAUAGCCAAUGGAAUAAUUGUAAGCAAAUUCUCCUUGUGUAAUGCCAAUCCAAUGACU